Molecule: messenger RNA, 1525 nt
Organism: Alexandromys fortis (reed vole)
Lineage: Eukaryota; Metazoa; Chordata; Mammalia; Rodentia; Cricetidae
Gene: Blvra
Product: biliverdin reductase A
Exons: 8
Coding region: 510-1397 (295 amino acids)
Biological process (GO): heme catabolic process
Cellular component (GO): cytoplasm
Molecular function (GO): zinc ion binding; biliverdin reductase [NAD(P)H] activity; nucleotide binding
Source: RefSeq, a predicted model, not a curated record
CGCGCGUUCUUUGCGUGCUGAGGCCGGAGCCGGUGGGCCAGCGUGGUCCGGAGCAACCUGGUCACCCGUUCCUCUCUGCCCCGCCCUUCUCAGGCUGGGUGGCAGCGAGCCGGAGACUCGGCCCUGGAAGACGGCCGUUACUGAGUGCAGACGGUGCAGAAAAGAAAUUGUAUCUCGUUUAAAAGUGAUGAUGGUUUCCGGCCUUACGUAGACUGGCGGGUGUAUCGCACGGGGUCCGCGGGACUGAGCCUAAGCCGGAGGCUUACUUUGAACUCUGCCCUGGAAUCUUGGGUGACGGUCUGCUCCUGGAGUGUCCUUUAAUCUCUCCUAGCUGCGCUUUAUGCUUCAGAAACUGAGCGGGGGAUUCAAGACUCUGUGAGGAUUACAUUUUCCCCCUGGCAGUGUUGACAUCCGAAGCUGGGAGAAAACCGUAUUCACAGAGUUUGUGCCAGCGUCCCCAGGGUCCUGAACCUCUCUCAUCUUUACAGCCACCAGCAGGAGAGACCAGGAUGAAUGCAGAGCCUGGGAAGAAAUUUGGUGUGGUAGUGGUUGGUGUUGGCAGAGCCGGCUCCGUGAGGAUACGGGACUUGAAGGAUCCACACUCGUUAGCUUUCCUGAACCUGAUUGGUUUUGUGUCCAGACGAGAACUUGGAAGCCUCGAUGAAGUACGGCAGAUUUCUUUGGAAGACGCCCUCAGCAGCCAGGAGAUUGAUGUCGCCUACAUCUGCAGUGAGAGUUCCAGCCACGAAGACUACAUAAGGCAGUUUCUUCAGGCCGGCAAGCAUGUCCUCGUGGAAUACCCCAUGACCUUGUCUUUUGCAGCGGCCCAGGAGCUAUGGGAGCUGGCUGCACAGAAAGGGAAAGUCCUGCAUGAGGAGCAUUUGGAACUCUUGAUGGAAGAAUUUGCAUUCCUGAAAAAGGAAGUGAUGGGGAAAGAGCUGCUGAAAGGGUCUCUUCACUUCACAGCUAGCCCACUGGACGAAGAGAAAUUUGGCUUUCCCGCAUUCAGUGGCAUUUCUCGCCUGACCUGGCUAGUGUGCCUCUUUGGGGAGCUUUCUCUUAUUUCUGCCACCUUGGAAGACCGAAAAGAAGAUCAGUAUCUGAAAAUGACUGUGCAACUCGAGACCCAGAGCAAGGGGACGUUGUGCUGGAUUGAAGAGAAAGCGCCCGGUUUAAAAAGAAACAGAUAUUUAAAUUUCCAAUUCAAAUCUGGGUCCCUGGAGAAUGUACCAAAUGUAGGGAUCAAUAAGAAAAUUUUUCUGAAAGAUCAGGAUCUAUUUAUUCAGAAACUCUUGGGCCAGGUGUCUGCAGAGGACCUGGCUGCUGAGAAGAAGCGGAUCAUGCAUUGCCUGGGUCUGGCCGAUCACAUCCAGAAACUCUGCCGUCCUGAGAAGUGAGGAGGAAGCUCCGAAUACCUGAGAAGGGCUAGGGUUUGGUUUUAUCAACACUUCAUCUAUAGCUCUUACAGUUAAAUACAUUGAAUAAACAGAACGAGAGAAGUGUCAUGAACUUCUCUUGUGUUGGG